AUGCCUGCAGCACAUCUGCCCAUUGCCCCCGCGCAGCAGCGCCUUACAGAAGAAGGUAAUGGUCGCAUUGGCCAUCAGAUUCUAGCUGCUGCCUUUGAGCCCAUGCCCUGGCAAUCUCAGUCUUUCUCACACUCGCCCGCAGCUUCGCCGGACGGCAUUCCCAUUGAUGCCGAACUUCCGUUGACAGUCAAGAACACGUUUAUCGAUGUAGCAGAUGAGGAGUCGCCGGAUUCCAUGACUUCGUUCCAUGACGGGGCCAAGACAUGCACCGCUCGCAUGUCAGAGACUGCGUCACCUGCGAGAUUCUUUAUAUCUCACGAAACCGGGCAUGAUGAGGAUGAGGUGCAGGAAGUGACAGGACAAGCGCCGGCGUCAGUCCCUUAUCGGGAGAGCGACUCACCGCCACAGACCCAGAUGAGUCCAUCUCACUUUGGGCGGCAACUUUUGGGUUUGGCUUUGCAAGCCCCAGAAGUCUUGCAACACCCACCUUCGGAGGGUUCUCGACUGCAUGGGCUUCUUGAUGAGGAGGGGCUUCCUGCAUGCCAGCCAUGUGCAUGGUUCCACAAAAAACCCAGCGGGUGCAUCAACGGUGCAGCAUGCAAGCGCUGCCACCUAUGCCCGGAAGGCGAGCCAAAGCUUAGAAAAAAGCAGAAAGUGGCCCGCCUACGGCAGCAACAAGCUGAAGCUGCAAACCGGGAAGCAGUGCAGGCUCAAGCUCAAGCGCAAGCGCAAGCCCAAGUGCAGGCACAAGCCCAAGCGCAGGCUCAGGCGCAAGCUCAAGCUCAAGCACAGGCUCAAGCACAAGCCCGUGCGCAGGCUGCACAAGCCCAAGCAGCGCAAGCAGCGCAGGUCGCACAAGCGGCACAAGCAGUCCAAGCGGCGCAAGCCGCACAAGUGGCACAAGUAGCACAAGCUACACAUCCGAUACAAGCGGUGCAGGGGCAAGAUGCAUCAGCCAGAUGUGCAGAUGCAACUAGAGGCAUCCCUGGCGCACCGCCAAGUCCCAGCGGACCUGGUGGCAUGGUCAUCCAAGGUGGUCAAGUGAUGGCAAUCCCUGGCUCACCUGGCCAAGUAGUUGCAGUCCCAAUUUCUGGUCCAAUACAUCAGGCAUUGGGCUGCGCCGUGUCAGCGCAAGUGUACCCCGUUACGAUGACUCCAUAUCCUAUGCUUCCUGCGGGUGGAACCGUUUUGAUGCAAUUGCCUGGCGCGCCAGUGACUCAAAUCCCUCAAGCGGCUGUACCGCAGGCAACCUAUAAGCUGGACACGCCACAAAUGGUGUCUGGUGCACAACAGCGGAGUCCCAGCCCACGAUGGGCUGACAUGGGUGCUGAGGAUCAGUGA
This is a messenger RNA of Durusdinium trenchii, 1341 nucleotides long. Lineage: Eukaryota; Dinophyceae; Suessiales; Symbiodiniaceae. The record is from the annotation of a GenBank genome assembly.